Messenger RNA from Amblyraja radiata (thorny skate), 5850 nucleotides. It is a transcript of the gene cntln, whose product is annotated as centlein, centrosomal protein. The coding region runs from base 276 to 4109 and encodes 1277 amino acids. NCBI's taxonomy places the organism in Eukaryota, Metazoa, Chordata, Chondrichthyes, Rajiformes, Rajidae. Gene Ontology annotation, cellular component: centriole; centrosome. The record is from RefSeq and is a predicted model, not a curated record. The transcript has 27 exons. Gene Ontology annotation, biological process: centriole-centriole cohesion; protein localization to organelle.
UAGCCGGGGGGUGGGUGUAGAGUGAGUGAGGACGGCGGUGCGGAGUGAGGGAGGGGGCAGUAGUUGUUGUAGGUAGACAACGGAUGCUGCCUCGGCCGCUGAGUUUCUACAGUAUUAUUGUCUACCUUCGAUUUUCCAGCAUCUGCAGAUCCUUCUUAAACAAGUAGUUGUAGAGUGAUUUGGGAGCGGUGGUCGGUGUAGAGUGAACCCGUCAGAGCGACGCAUUGCUGGGGUCAGUUUGUUCACCACCAUCCCACAGGUAGUACUUCACUAAAAUGGCUUCAAAACAAUGUGACUCAGCUGCACAGCUGGAGGAUCAAGUGCGGAAACUGUCAGAAGAACUUGCUCAGUGUCAGGCUGACAAAGAAUUUGUGUGGUCUUUAUGGAAACGUUUGCAGGUAGCAAACCCUGAUCUUUCACAGGCCAUCACCUUGGUUCUUGAAAGGGAAAAGCAGAAAACUGAAGCCAAGGACAGAAAGGUUUUAGACAUUCUCCAAGUUAAGGACGACAAGAUUUUGGAACUUGAGCAGCAGGUUAAAUGCCAACAGAAGGAAAUAAACAACUUAAUCCAACGGAAAAUUGCUGUAGAUGACGAGAUCGCAGCAAUGCAGAAGGAAAUGACUGAUUUAAAAGAAAAAAGUAAAAGUAAAAAGCAGGAUUACAAGGACACUAAGGAACGUGCUUGGAAGAGCGAGGAGAAAAAUAGCCUGCUUCAAAAAAAUCUAGAGGAGGAAAAGCAGGGAUUAAGCACACGCUGCACUGACCUGUUAAAUGACCUGCAGAAGCAAGCAGCCCAGUGGAAGGAAGAGAAGUCUGACAUUGACUCCAAAGUAAAGAUUCUGGAGGAUGACUUGAAAGAAGCCAGGAAUCAAGUGGAAAAGAUGCACAACAAAUGUAAUGACCUGUCAUCUCGCCUUGGGAAUCAACAGACCGAACUAGCACAAAAGGACUCUGAAGUCACUAAAUUUAGGAAGGAGUUACUGGACUUGCAGGGUUUGUACAAAGAAAGCAUUGAUCAUGCAGCCCAACAAGCUGAACUCAUCCAACAACUACAGGCACUGAGCCUAGAAACCCAGAAAGUGAUGAGGAAUCAGGAGGAUGCUUAUGCUUCAGAGACUAAGACUUACCAAAAGAACUACAGUGAGUUAAACAUGCAUUACGAUGCAUUGAAAACCAGUGAGGCACAACAGCAACAAGAACACUUUACUCUGAGAGCUCAACUAUAUCAAAAGGAGCAACAAAUAAGCCAACUUUUGCAAAAGCUCCAAGAGGCUUUAGAUUCUAAACAAACUGCACUGCGUCUGACAACUGGUGUAGAGCAGCAAACACACCAUAAUUCCACCGGUGAUUUACAUCAUCAAGUUACCACACAGAGGGCAGAGAUUAAGUCAUUGAAGGAUAAACUUAAAGUAGCAAGUGGAAAAUUACUGGACCAUUUUGAUAAUGGACUGCUGGAACUAAACUUUGCUCCAAGAAAACAAGGAAGACAUUGGGAUCUGUGUGUGAAGCGUUCCAGGUCACUUUCUCCAAAGAAUUCUACUCGAGAACCAGAUAAAAUGACGAAAACAGAUAAAAUACAGCAGAAGAAUCAAAACUUCGAGGAACUAUUGAAACUUAAGGACCAAGAGAAUGAAGAAUUGAAAAAGGCUCAUGACAACCGUCUGGAGCGCCUGCGAACAUUGCAGAACAACUACAGGUUACUUAAAGGGCAAGUAAAAGAAUUGGAAGGGGAACAAAUCAAAAAUAACAACAGCACAGGCAAACUGCAGCGAGCAGAGCCAUGGCAGCUGCGGCAGGAAGACAGUGAUGGUGUAUGGAAUGAACUAGCAUACUUCAAACGGGAACACAAAAAGUUAUUGACUGAAAAUAUGAACCUGAGAGAGGAGCUGGACCAGCUGAGAGUGCAGUCUGCUGUGGACAAAGCCACUAUUCAGGAACUGACCAUGUGCCUACAGCAGGAACGAGAAGAGCUUCUCUUCAGACUUGAAGAAGCUGGAAUGAAAUGUAGCACGCCCAAAACUACAACACAAGAAAAGCUGGAACAUUCAUUAAAGAAGAUUAGCCAUUUGGAAAGAAAGCUCAAAACUAUUCAGAGAGAAGUCAAAGAUUUAAGAGAAACAAACGAGGAAUUGAUACAGGCCAAUGCUUCAUUGAAAUCUGCCUCCAAAAAAAUUCAUAGUGAAUCAAAAAACCAAGCUAUUGAAAUAGAAGAACUGAUGAAGGCAAAUCAACAAAUUAAGGCAGAAAGAAAUGAGCUGGCUGCGAUGACAGAUGAAUUAAACACGGAAUCUUCCUGCCUCAAAAGGGAAAUAGCAGACAUGGUACUUUUGAGGAAAGAGAAUGAGAUGUUGCUGCAGAAAAUACAAAGGCUGCAAGAAACUCUUGAAUCUGAGACUGACAUCAUCAGCACUGGAUCAAUAGAGGGAAACAGCACUGGAAGUUGUGUAUGUAAAACUGCAGCCUAUAAUCUGAGAAAAAAAAGAAGAAAAAACAAUUCCAUGAAACGGUACCAGAGACUUCUCAACCGAUCCAUCAAGAAGAUGAGCAAUGUCUUUGAGCACUUCAGUAAAGAUGGGUGGGAAGAUAUAACUGAAUCCAGUGACUCUGAAGAGACUGCUGCUGAGAGUUUGGGAGAAUUGAUAGUGAAGACUGCUCGGCAAAUUACUCCAACAACAGCACGAAAUACAGCAGUGUCACAAAAGAAGAAAAAUGAAAGAAAUCAAUUGUUUGGAACAAAGAAGGCAGAAGCAAAAGUUGAGCCACAGUUUCAUUGUAAAGAAGUAAGGAAACAGAAAACCAGUCAAACCAGACAAAGUAUUUCCAUCCUUGCCUUACAGCAACGUUUAAUAUCAUUGCAGCAACAGAUUGUUGUUAUGAAGAAUGGGAAAAAGGUAGCCUUAAAUACUGUCAACGAACUGAAACAGAACAAUCAAAAAUUAACAUCCCAAUUGACUUCGAUGAAUCAGAAGCUACAAAUACACAAACAGACAAUUCAGAAGCUGACAUUGGACCUUGCGGAGUUGCAACAACAGAAAGAUGCACUGGACAAGAGAUUGGCAGAGCUGCAAGCCCUUGGUUCGAGGUCAGCUGAUGAGUGGUCAUCCUUGGCAUCCAGCCAAACACUCCACACUCCAACAACAUUGCAGAAGCCUAUGGAAGCUGAACUGAAACAGCUGCAGAGUAAAUUGAAGAAUUCAACAAAUGAGAUAUUGAAGCAUUUAACGACCAUCAAAACUAUCAAAGCUGACCGACAGGAAAAGGAAGAUCAGAUUCGACAAUUGCAGGAAAGGGUUAUUCAUUUGGAACGAGACAUCAACAUGAAGCGACAAUUUUUGGAAGAUCUAAAAUCAAAAGUGAAAGCAAACCAAGAAAGUGCUAACAUAUAUAAAGGAUUAUUAGAGGAAAUGGAAAAAAAGGUGACCAAACUGACUGAAGAAAGUUCCACCAGGAAAGCAUUUGCAGAGUCACUGAAGCAAAGACUUAAUGUUGUAACAAAAGAGAGGUUAGCUUAUCAGGAGAUGCACCGUAAAACCACCGGAGAAUUGGAUAGAAAGAAUCAUAAACUGCAUGACCUCAAAACGAAAGUGGUUGAGGCAGAAUCUGCAAUGGCAGAACUGGAGACAACAGCUUCACAACAGAUGCACGGGCUGGCAAUGCAAAGUGAACAGGCUCUGGAAACCGUUCAAAAGAAAUUGACUCUUGCUAAUGGAAGAGUGGAAGAAUUUGUAUCAUUUGUUAAGGCCCUAGCCAGUGAGCUAUGCAGAGAAGUUCAAAGCAGGAGAACCUACUUGAAGCGAGCAAAGAUGAAACGAUUAUGCCAUGAAGGUCUUUCAAAGGAGUCCUUCAGCAAAGCCCAGUCCGUUGCAGCAUCCAUCCUUAAUAUUUCACAAAGUGAUCUGGAAGACCUAUUGGAUCUUGAGGAUGAAGAGGAAUCAGGAGAAACUAAAAAAGCCUUACAGAAAGAUCAAAAUUGGCUGGCUCAAAUACAGAAGAUACUUGGAGGCCAGUUUCCCUGUGCCCCAGGUUUAAUGGAAGCUCUCCUGGAAAAGAUGGCAGAGAAAGAGAAACUUGAUAAAGAAUAUGCAUUGCUCCCAAAAGAAGACGUCUGACAGUUUUUUUGCCUUAUCGUAGACACACAGCAAUGUUCUUUGGCUGCUGGGUUACAACAGAAUAAAAAAAUAGUGUGAUGCUAAAAUCAGAACAGGCUUUGUUGUUUUCUGCAAUGUCUGAUCCUGUGAUAAUACAAAAUACAUCGAAAAGAAUGGAAACAUUUUUCAUUGGAAUAUCUAUUUUAUUCCCCUAAAGUAUAGAGAUAUUAAUUUAAUAAAUCGCUUACUUCCUCAUCUCUUGCUAAAAACAUUUAUUACAUUCGAUAUUAAUAUUAAAUAAUUUAUAUUCAGAGUAUUUUUUGAUGAACCUUAAACAUUAAUUGUCUCAUAUAUUUAUGCUUUGAAUGUGGGGAGAAUUCAUUUUUUGAACCUCAUUAAAUGUAUUAUUUUUUAAUUCAUAAUUUAUAGUACUGUUUAUUUUGAAAUGUAACUAAUUUAAGCGUGUGGUUGUCAAUAUCCUAUCAUAGAUUUCACUACAAAUUAAUUUGGUAUCUUUCUGCCCAUUUUACAAGAAAUUACUUUAUUGCUUGUAAGAAAACAUAGCUCAAUAUGCAGUUGUAUUUAAUAAAUGUUUUAAUUAGUUUCUUGCCUCAUCCUUUUCACGUUUUAAUUUUUUUCAACUUAAAAAAAAAAAAUCUUAAUCUAUUAUGUGAAAGUAUAAAACUUGUUAAUAUCUUAUUACUGAUUUGAACAGUUGUGAAAUUGGUGUCUAUGUUCCGUCCUUCCGUUGGAGAAUGACCAGAAAGAGAAAUUCCAAGCUACGAGCAGUUUCAUGUUUACAUAUUUCCCUAUUAUGGGACAGUGUCAACAUGAAACGUGUGGCUCAUUAUUACCUUAAAAAUAUUGUAACCUGUUUUCUCCUCCGAAAUAUGACCAUUUGAUGAAUGAUCACCAGAGAAUGAUCAUAGUUAAGGUUCCAUUUUUUGGAGAGAGCCUAAGCAAAUCAACUCUGGAAUUUUCAUUCAGGUACAGAGUUUAUGGUUUCAGGUCCCACUGCAUAGGCAUGAGCAUAAAAUCUAGACUGAUGCUCCCAGUACCCCACUUUCAAAUGGAUAGUGUUGAGGGAGAUUUGCGCUACCUGACAGGAAGUACUGAGACCAUCCCAAACCGUCAGAGGAGCAGUGCUCGGAGAAUACCACAAUGUCAGUGAGGCUAAACUCAGGAAACACCACAUUGUUGCAAGAGCAGAAUAGGGGGAUUCCCUAUGUCUGAAGAUUUGGAGCAAAUUUAAAGCACAUAUAGUUUUCCUUCUUCCGUCGACAGUCAGUAAGUGUUACAUGUCAAGAUUAAGUUUCUGUGCUUGUUUCCAAUUUGUUAGGAAUUUUCAAUGGAAGUAAAACAGGUUUGUUUUUACUCUAUGGUGGGGUUUUUUCCAGAAUUGAAUUUUAUCGCUUGUAAAAGAGACUGUGUUUCAGUAGUUAUUUUCUUUACAAUCAGUGCAAGUAUUUAGACUGUUGAGACCUUAGUUAGUUUUGCGAUCUAGAAAAAUCUAGGUUCAGGUAGCAAAAUUCAAAACUAAAAUGUUAAUGUGUGUGUUCUAUGUCGGUAAAUUUGCGUUUCCUUUGAAGCUGAGUUCCAUUACCAUUUUUAGAAAACCAUAUGUAAAGGAUUUACUUUAAAGGAAUAAGAUAAUUUACAAAACCUACACAUUUGUUAAGAAUACUAUCAUCUCCACGAUAUUAGGCUGCCCUGCAGCAAAAAGAAAAUGACACAAACUUUCCCUUAAGCAUUUUUAUAAAAA